Molecule: messenger RNA, 828 nt
Organism: Cornus florida
Lineage: Eukaryota; Viridiplantae; Streptophyta; Magnoliopsida; Cornales; Cornaceae
Product: probable LRR receptor-like serine/threonine-protein kinase At3g47570
Exons: 3
Coding region: 1-828 (275 amino acids)
Biological process (GO): protein phosphorylation
Molecular function (GO): ATP binding; protein kinase activity
Source: RefSeq, a predicted model, not a curated record
AUGGGGAGUUUUGGUUCGGUUUACAGAGGCAAACUAACAAAUGGGACGGUUUUGGCUACAAAGGUAUUCAAUCUACAACAAGAAACCGAUUUUAAGAGUUUCGAGACAGAAUGCGAAAUAUUGCGUAAUAUUCAUCACCGGAAUCUCACCAGAGUCAUUAGUAGUUGCUCUAACCUUGAUUUCAAGGCCUUGAUACUCGACUACAUGCCUAAUGGGAGUUUUGAGAAGUUGUUGUAUUCACACAAUUACUUGUUGGAUAUCUUACAGAGAUUAGACAUAAUGAUAGAUGUCGCGUGUGCAUUGAAAUAUCUCCACCAUGACUACUCAACACCUGUGGUUCACUGUGAUCUCAAACAUAGCAAUGUUCUCCUAGAUAAAGAUAUAGUUGCACAUGUGAGUGACUUUGGUAUGGCAAAGUUCUUAGAAGAGGAGGAUAGCAAAGCACUAACCAAAACUCUAGCCACAAUUGGGUAUAUUGCACCAGGUGAAAUUCCGAAAGAAAUUGGUAAUCUUCUUAAUUUGGAGAGAUUAUCAAUGCUAAGUGCUAAUCUCAAUGAUGUUAUUCCAUCUUCCAUAUUUAACAUUAAUUCUUUAAAAGUUAUUCAUCUUCGAGAUAAUAACCUGAGAGGUGUGAUACCACAAGAGGUUGGCAACCUUUAUGAGUUGGAAACCAUAUUUUUAGAAUUUAAUAGCUUAACAGGACUUAUCCGAGUAACAAUGUUCAAUAUCUCAACACUAAAAGAGAUCGGACUCGUUGAGAAACACCUUACAGACAAUCUUUCAUCAAGUAUAGGCCGGACUCUACCCAAUCUUGACUACCUUUUGUAA